Molecule: messenger RNA, 1722 nt
Organism: Bacidia gigantensis
Lineage: Eukaryota; Fungi; Ascomycota; Lecanoromycetes; Lecanorales; Ramalinaceae
Exons: 5
Coding region: 1-1722 (573 amino acids)
Molecular function (GO): monooxygenase activity
Source: RefSeq, a predicted model, not a curated record
AUGCAUGCACCGUCCAACUACGGACUGACCAUUAUCACGAAGAUAUGCUUAUACCUCUUCCACGUCAAGAAUGGUGGUGCUCUGAAACUAAGCGUCAACCACCAAGAAGGGUACGCCGACUUCAUAGGAACAGGCGGUUCUCAAAAUUACUCCUGGAAUGUUAUACGAUCAGAAGCCGACGAAAUCAUGUACAAGCAUGCCGGGGAAAGUGGCGCGAAGACUUUCGAUGGCAUUAAAGUAAACACAAUCAGUUUUCAGAUGGCAGACUCGAGUGCAGAGCACACUGUGGCUGAACUUGGACGCCCAGUAUCCGCUUCGUGGACUAGGAAGAACGACAAGGCCACUGGCAUCAUCAAAUUUGAUUAUAUCGUUGACGCCAGUGGGCGCGCUGGUCUACUAAGCACAAGAUACUUAAAAGCCCGCAAGUACAAUCAGUCCCUUAAGAACGUCGCAAUGUUGGCAUAUUUCAAGGACGCUGCGACAUAUGGGAAAGGAACCGUACGAGAGGGUGCGCCCUUCUUCGAAGCUUUGCAUGAUGAAUCGGGAUGGGCUUGGACGAUUCCCCUUCAUGAUGGCACCAUGUCUGUCGGCGUGGUAAUGUCACAAGAAAUUGCAGCCAAAGCAAAAGCGAUAGCGGCCGACAAUCAAGAGUAUUAUAACAAUGCUCUCAAGCAGACACCCAAGGUCCUUGAACUACUCUCUAGAGCCAAACAGGUCUCGGAGUUGAAGUCUGCAUCAGAUUACUCCUAUCAUUCUCACAUCUAUGCUGUUCCUUUCGCUAGGAUCGUAGGUGACGCCGGCUGCUUCAUCGACCCGUUCUUCGCUUCCGGUGUUCACCUCGCCAUUACGGCUGGCUUGUCCGCUGCGACAACAAUUGCGUCUAGCAUCAGAGGGGACUGCGAUGAGGCCAUUGCGGCUGAUUGGCAUUCUGUUAAAGUUCGUCAAAGCUACAAGAGGUUCUUGCUUAUCGUUUUAUGCGCCUACAAACAAAUGAGGAACCAGAGCCAGGCUGUAUUGAGCGACUUCGGAGAAGACAAUAUAGAUAAAGCUCUCAACUUUUUCAAGCCGGUGAUUCAAGGCGCAGCUGACGCAACAAACGAGUUCAAAUCAAACGAUCUUGAAAAAUCAAUGGAUUUUGUUUACCAGUCUCUGCUCCAGAACCCAGGUAAAGGAACACAUGACCUCUCCACCGAAGAAGAAGCAUUGGGAGAUCCCUACUCAUUUGCAAGUGGCUACUUACCCUAUGAUGCCGCUAUCCAUUCGCCAAAAUCACAACACUUCAACGAAAAGUCAGGGGACUCUGAGACUAUCUAUGACCUGGCCUCAAAAUCAACGCCAUACGCAGCCGUUACGUCUCCCCAGGCUUCAGCACGUCAGCCGGAAAAGAAAAAUGAAUCAUCGCCCUGUGCAUCCUCCGCACCGUACGAUGUGAUUGUAGGAGCCCCAACUAAUGGCUCAACGCCAAACGUAGCCGUCAUGCCCUACAAAGCUGUAUUGAGCAAGCCAGCUAAAGCAUCAAAUCCAUAUGCUGCUAGCACGCCCUACGAACUUCUCGAGGGCAAGUCGUAUCAGAAUGAAAACGCAAACGCAAACGCAGCUGGCAAUAAAGCCUCGUACUAUCAAGAUGCGCCAGAUUUCGACGGUUUCACCACCAAUGUCGUUGAUGGACGAGUCCCAAGAGUUGAAAAGGGAAAUUUGGGAUUAGUCGCGGUGAAGGUCUGA